Marmota flaviventris (yellow-bellied marmot) is the source of this 4902-nucleotide messenger RNA. It is a transcript of the gene Kcp, whose product is annotated as kielin cysteine rich BMP regulator. Lineage: Eukaryota; Metazoa; Chordata; Mammalia; Rodentia; Sciuridae. The record is from RefSeq and is a predicted model, not a curated record. Gene Ontology annotation, molecular function: protein binding. Gene Ontology annotation, biological process: positive regulation of BMP signaling pathway. Gene Ontology annotation, cellular component: extracellular region.
AUGGCCAUGGCAGGGGCCGAGCUAUUGCCCCUGGUCCUGCAGCUCGGGAGCCUGGCACUGACUGCAGGCAGCGUCGCCACGGGAGGUGAUGUUGUCCCCAGGGAACCCUUUGGGCUUGCUGACAUCCAUGACUACAGGCAGCAGGCACACACCCAUUCCCUGGCCCUUGCUGGACAGCCCUUGGAGGAGCGGUUGGGACAGCUAGAGGCUGAGGUGCUGGAGCUCAGAGAGCAGAACAGGGACUUGCAGGAAAGGGUGAAGCGGCUAGAAUCCUGUGAGUGCCAUCUGGCCUCUUCCCAGUGCUGGGGGCUGGGACGCAUCUGGCCUGAAGGGGCUCGUUGGGAGCCUGAUGCCUGUACGGCCUGCAUCUGCCAGGAUGGGGCUGCACGCUGUGGUCCCCAGCCCAACCUGCCCCAUUGUCAUGCCUGCAACCACAAUGGUCAGACCUACAGCAAUGGAGAGACCUUCUCCCCAGACACCUGCACCAUCUGCCACUGCCAGGAAGGAACCAUAACCUGUACCCAGAGGCCAUGCCCAAGAGGACCUUGCCCUGAGCCAGGAGCAUGCUGUGCACACUGUGAACCAGGCUGUGAGUAUGAGGGACAGCUGUAUGAGGAGGGGGCCAGCUUCCUGCCCAGCUCCAAUCCCUGUCUCCAGUGCUCCUGCCAGAGGAGCCUGGUUCGUUGUGUGCCCCUGAAGUGCCCACCCAGCCCCUGCCCUGAGCCAGUCUUGAGGCCUGGACACUGCUGCCCAGCCUGCCAAGGCUGCACAGAAGGUGGCUCUCGCAGGGACCAUGGCCAAGAAUGGACUGCACCUGGGGACCCCUGCCAGAUCUGCCAGUGCCUGGAGGGCCACAUCCAGUGCCGCCAGCGAGAAUGUACCAGCCUGUGCCCAUACCCUGCCCGGCCCCUCCCAGGCACCUGCUGCCCAGUGUGUGAUGGCUGUUUCCUAAAUGGGCGGGAGCACCGCAGCGGGGAGCCAGUAGGCUCCAGGGACCCCUGCUUGCAGUGCCGCUGUGCUAAUGGGAGUGUCCAGUGUGAGCCUCUGCCCUGCCCGCCCGUGCCCUGCAGACACCCAGGCAGGAUCCCUGGGCAGUGCUGUCCAGUCUGUGACAGCUGUGAGUACCAGGGACACCAGUAUCAGAGCCAGGAGACUUUCAGUCUCCAAGAGAGUGGCCGCUGCGUCCGCUGCUCUUGCCAGGCUGGUGAGGUCUCCUGUGAGGAGCAGGAGUGCCCAGUCGCUCCCUGUGGCCCACCUACCUCUGGCCCCCAGCUCUGCCCAGCCUGUGUGCUUGAUGGAGAAGAGUUUGCUGAGGGGGUCCAGUGGGAGCCCGAUGGUCAGCCCUGCACUUCCUGCUCCUGCCAGGAUGGGGUGCCUGUGUGCAGGGCUGUGCUCUGCCCCCCAGCCCCUUGCCAGCACCCCACCCAGCCUCCUGGUGCCUGCUGCCCCAGCUGUGAGAGCUGCACCUACCAUGGCCAAGUGUAUGCCAAUGGGCUGAACUUCACGGAUGCCGACAGCCCUUGCCACACCUGCCGCUGUGAGGAUGGGACUGUGAGGUGCUCUUUGGUCAACUGUCCUCCCAUGACCUGUGCCAGGCCUCAGAGUGGACCCGGCCAGUGCUGCCCCAAGUGUCCAGACUGCAUCCUGGAGAAACAGGUGUUUGUGGAUGGUGAGAGCUUCUCCCACCCUGGAGACCCCUGCCAGGAGUGCCAGUGUCAGGAAGGCCAUGCCCUCUGUCAGCCUCGGGCCUGCCCCAGGGCCCCCUGUGCCCACCCGCUGCCUGGUACUUGCUGCCAGAACAACUGCAGUGGCUGUGCCUAUGGCGGGAAAGAGUACCCCAACGGAGCAGAUUUCCCUCACCCUUCUGACCCCUGCCGUUUGUGUCACUGCCUGGGAGGCAACGUGCAGUGCCUGGCCCGCCGCUGCCCGCCACUGCCCUGUCCAGAGCCCGUCCUGCCACAGGGAGACUGCUGCCCGCAGUGCCCGGCUUCUCCCGCCAGCUGCAUGUGGCCCGGGUUCACUGUCCCCGCCCGCCACCAGGAACACUUCUCCCCGCCCAGCGACCCCUGCCGCCGCUGCCUCUGCCUCGAUGGCUCGGUGUCCUGCCAGCGUCUGCCCUGCUUGCCAGCGCUCUGCGCCCAUCCACGCCAGGGACCCUGCUGCCCUUCUUGCGAUGGCUGCCUGUACCAGGGGAACGAGUUCGCCAGCGGGGAGCGCUUCCCAUCGCCCAGCGUUGCUUGCCACACGUGCCUCUGCUGGGAGGGCAGCAUCAGUUGCGAGCCCAGGGUUUGUGCCCCAGCACAGUGCCCCUUCCCCGCCAGGGACGACUGCUGCCCUGUCUGUGAUGGCUGUGAGUACCUGGGGGAGUCCUACCUGAGUCUCCAGGAAUUCCCAGAUCCCCGAGAGCCCUGCAACCUGUGCACCUGCCUGGGAGGAUUUGUGACCUGCAGCCACCAGCCCUGUGAGCCUCUGGGUUGCAGCCACCCACUCACCCCACCUGGGCGCUGCUGCCCAACAUGUCAGGGAUGCUUCUACCAUGGGGUCACUGCUGCCCUUGGAGAAACCCUUCCUGAUCCACUUGAUCCCACCUGCUCCCUCUGCACCUGCCAGGAAGGUUCCAUGCAUUGCAAGAAGAAGCCAUGUUCCCCGGUUCUCUGCACGCACCCCUCUCCAGGACCCUGCUUCUGCCCUGUUUGCCAUAGCUGCCUCUCUCAAGGCCAGGAGUACCAGGAUGGGGAGGAGUUUGAGGGGCCUUCAGGCAGCUGUGAGCAGUGUCGCUGUCAGGCUGGCCAGGUCAGCUGUGUGCGGCUGCGGUGCCCACCCCUGCCCUGCCUGUUACAGGUCACAGAGCCAGGGAGCUGCUGCCCUCGCUGCAGAGGCUGCCUCGCUCACGGGGAGGAGCACCCUGAAGGCAGUAGCUGGGUGCCCCCCAACAGCCCCUGCUCCUCCUGCAUGUGUCAUGAGGGUAUCGUCACUUGUGCCAGUGUCCAGUGUGUCAGCUCCUGCGCCCAGCCCCACCGGGGGCCCACUGACUGCUGCCCUCGUUGCUCUGACUGUGUGCAUGACGGUCGGAAGUAUGAGCCUGGGGAGAGCUUCCAGCCAGGGGCUGACCCCUGCGAAUUGUGCAUCUGUGAGUCACAGCCUGAGGGGCCUCCCAGCCUUCACUGUCGCCGGCGGCAGUGUCCCAGCCUGCUGGGCUGCCCACCUAGCCAGCUUCUGCCCCCUGAUGCCCAGCACUGCUGCCCCACCUGUGCCCAGGCGCUGAGUAACUGCACAGAGGGCCUGCUGGGCUCUGAGCUGGCCCCACUAGACCCCUGCUACACCUGCCAGUGCCAGGACCUGACAUGGCUCUGCACUCACCGGGCCUGUCCUCAGCUCAGCUGUCCCCUGUUGGAGCAUCAUAUUCCCCCAGGGAGCUGCUGCCCUGUGUGCCAGGAAUGUGUGGUAGAGGCCAGUGGCCGGAGAGUGGCCGAUGGAGAGAGCUGGCGGGACCCCAGCAACGCCUGCAUUGCUUGCACCUGCCAACGGGGUCAUGUGGAAUGUCACCUCGAGGAGUGCCAGGCCCUUUCCUGUCCCCAUGGCUGGCUGAAAGUGCCCAAGACUGGCAGCUGCUGUGAGCAAUGCCAAGCUCCCACCCAGUCGUGUGUCCACCAGGGCCGUCAGGUGGCUGUCGGGGAGCACUGGGCAGUGGACACCUGCACCAGCUGCUCUUGCGUGGCUGGCACUGUGCGCUGCCAGAGCCAGCGCUGUCCACCGCUUUCUUGUGGCCAGGACGAGGCCCCUGCCCUGAGUCCUGGCAGUUGCUGCCCUCGCUGCCUACCCCGGCCCGCUUCCUGCAUGGCCUUCGGAGACCCCCACUACCGCACCUUCGACGGCCGCCUGCUGCACUUCCAGGGCAGCUGCAGCUAUGUGCUGGCCAAAGACUGCCAUGGCGGGGACUUCAGUGUGCAUGUGACCAACAAUGACCGGGGCCGGAGAGGUGUGGCCUGGACCCAAGAGGUGGCAGUGCUGUUGGGAGAUGUGGUUGUGCAGCUGCUGCACGGCAAGACAGUCAUGGUGGAUGGCAGCCCAGUGGCCUUGCCCUUCCUGCAGGAGCCUCUGCUGUAUGUGGAGCUGUGGGGACGCUCUGUGAUCCUGCACACCCAGCCUGGGCUCAAGGUACUGUGGGAUGGGCAGUCCCAGGUGGAGGUGAGCGUGCCAGGCUCCUACCGGGGCCAGACUUGUGGACUUUGUGGGAACUUCAAUGGCUUUGCCCAGGAUGAUCUGCAGGGCCCUGAUGGGCUGCUCCUGCCUACAGAAGCUGCAUUUGGGAACAGCUGGCAGGUUCCAGAGGGGCCAAGGCCUGGCCGGCCUUGUUCUGCAGGCCAGGAAGUGGAUCCAUGCCGGGCAGCAGGUUACCGUGCCAGGCGUGAGGCCAAUGCCCGGUGUGGGCUGCUGAGGUCCUCCCCAUUCCAUCGCUGCCAUGCUGUGGUGCCACCGGAGCCCUUCUUUGCUGCCUGUGUGUAUGACCUAUGUGCCUGUGGCCCUGGCUCCUCAGCUGACACCUGCCUCUGUGACGUUUUGGAAGCCUAUGCCAGCCACUGUCGCCAGGCAGGGGUGACACCUGCCUGGCGGGGCCCUACACUCUGUGUGAUGGGCUGCCCCCUGGACCGUGGAUUUGUGUUUGAUGAGUGUGGCCCACCCUGUCCCCGCACCUGCUUCAACCAGCAUGUUCCCCUUGGAGACCUGGAAGCCCACUGUGUGAGGCCCUGUGUUCCUGGCUGCCAGUGCCCUGCAGGCCUGGUGGAGCAUGAGGCCCACUGUAUCCCUCCUGAGGCCUGCCCCCCAGUCCUGCUCACCGGGGACCAGCCACCCAGCACUCUGCCCAGCCCCAGUUGGGAGCAGCUCCUUGCUUCACCUUGA